GACCUAUAGACCAGAUCUUGGACCAAAUUAAGGACUCGGGGCUAAGACAAAAGACUGUAAAAAAUAGCCCGUGAGAGCAGAAACUUUUGGUCGAAGAAACACACUUCACAGGGAUCUAGGCCAGGCAUUGACAGAGCACAAUUUCCAAUGACAAAUUGGCAGCUGAUCAGAAAAUACCAGAAAACGGAAUUAAUUGCUUAACCCUUGGGCAAAAUAUAAAAGCUUUUUUUUCCCUUCAAACCAGUCAGUAAAAGGAAAAAUCCAACUGCAAAAAACACUUUACACUUCUGCAGAGUGCACACUGAAUGUUGACCACAUGACAACAAAGCAAUUAACCAUGACAACAACAUAGUUCAAUCACCAAGGCAACAGUCUCUCACCAUGGCAACAAAGGCUCAGCUUCAGCAGGGGAACAAUCUGCGGGAUUUCACACAGAAAGAUGAGCUCAGUGACGUCACCCUGAUUGUCCAGGGAGAGCCACUAUAUGUACACAAGGUUUACCUGGCGGAGUGGUCCCCCGUAUGGAGAGCCAUGUUUGUUGCAAACUUUCGAGAAAAAUCAGCCCAAGAGAUCGAGCUUCCAGGAAAAGAACUGGAGCAGAUGGUUGAACUGUUACAUUGUAUAUAUCCCAGUCAGCAAGCAAUCAAUGAGGAAAAUGUCCACUUUCUACUGGAACUGGCAGAGGAGUACCAGAUCGAAAAAAUCAAGCAACGCUGUGAAGUCUUCCUCCUGUCUGGGAACACUGAUUUGGAAAGCCUCCUUCUUGCUCAAAGAUACUGCCUCGAUAAGCUGUACACAAAGUGCAUAGAGGGAGCCACCAGGCUUACCCUCGAAGACUUGGAAAAAUGUGAUGAAUUUCAACAACUAGAACCAAGAACUCUGAACACGAUAUACAAAUCUAAAAUCAACACCAUGAGAGACUAUGCCAGUUACAUCAAGGAAAAAGAAGUGGCAAUGGAAAAGGAAUGUAAUAAAGUUUCCAGGGAGAGAGACAGGAUUCAGUCAAAGUUACAGACCGUGAAAAUGCUUUGGGAAACCCCUAGCAAGCGUUGCUAUAGACACAUGGGAAACACGGCCAUGUUUGAUUUUUCCUGUAGGGAAUGUAAUGAAAAGGUUUACCGAGAGAUUAAAAAGUUGUGCAGUGAACUACCGAAUAACAGAAUUAACUAAA
Molecule: messenger RNA, 1171 nt
Organism: Lingula anatina
Lineage: Eukaryota; Metazoa; Brachiopoda; Lingulata; Lingulida; Lingulidae
Product: BTB and MATH domain-containing protein 38-like
Molecular function (GO): protein binding
Source: RefSeq, a predicted model, not a curated record